Molecule: messenger RNA, 1986 nt
Organism: Pseudogymnoascus destructans
Lineage: Eukaryota; Fungi; Ascomycota; Leotiomycetes; Thelebolales; Thelebolaceae
Exons: 2
Coding region: 141-1754 (537 amino acids)
Source: RefSeq, a predicted model, not a curated record
CUCUUCAGCUGCUGUUCAGCUGACCAGAUAUGUAUGGUUAUAUACGGAUAUAUAUGCAUGAAUAAAUAUAUAUAUAAAUCCAUCAUUCGUCCCAGUCUCAUCCUUCCUUCCUACUCUACCACGUAGCCGCCUACCAAGGGAUGAACUUUCCCCCCUGCCUCUUUGAGACAUCUUAUAAUAUAUAUCAUCACCAGCCGCAUUCCUACACCCUCCUUCUUGUGUUAACUUCAUCCUCAGCUCUGAAUCAUACCAAAGUCGGGGAUCAUCUGCGCGUCCACUACUCCAAAAUGUCUGCCAGCGCCGGAGAUGAUAACCUCCCGCCCUUCAUCCCCUUUUCCAAGCCCAGCGCGCCACUAGCCUACACCUCCUCACCCUGCCAACUCCUCCGCUCCGACCUCAUCACCUUCCUCCACCUCCUCCCCUCCAUCUUGUCCAUCGUCACUCCCUGGCGCCCCUGGCCGACCGGAUCCUACGAUGAGCUCUACCCGUCUCCCGGCAACAUCUUCUCCGUCUUCAACCACGUGAUCCUCUUCAUCACACAGGGCUUUUUUAUCCUCUCCACGCCCCUCUGGCUCCUCUUCCCCGUCUGGAUGGUAGCCCUCUACGUCUUUGUCUUCGUCUCACUCAACAAGAUGUUCUGUUACUGCCUCAACGGCUCCCAGGGAACCUUCGAAUCCAACCCCGCGGUCCUGAAACAGCUCGGCGCACACGCGGACGAGGAAUGGAUCUUUAUCAAUGGCGUCGCAGUCGGGAGGCACUGGAUGCAAGCUAACAUCGACCGUCUGUCCCUCACCUUCCAGCGUCCCGUCCGCGGCGCACUCAACCGCACCUCCGGCAUCUUAUUCGACGUCAUCCAGUGCCUCAUCGAGCGGACCUUCGACUACUGCACGAACGAUGUACGGAUAUGCUACGAGAUUCUCCGCGUGGCGAUGCUAAGCCCCGUCAACAAAGUCGUUUUGAUCCUUCACUCCCAGGGCGGCAUCCAAGGCGGUCUAAUCGUCGAUUGGCUCCUCGAGCAACUCAGCCAGGAGACGCUGAGUAAACUCGAGAUCUACACAUUUGGGUGCGCAGCGAACCACUUCAACAACCCCCGCGUCUCUGCGAAGCCCACUGCCAAGCACCCCACUGCGAGCGCGAUAUCGUAUAUAGAGCACUACGCCAACGAGCGAGAUUUCGUGUCAAGAUGGGGGAUACUGCAUAGUAUCAACCCCCUCCCUGCGGUGGCGAAGUCGGCGGCGAUGAGGACUGAAGCCUUGGCUGCAGCGGGAGGAGAAGUUGGUAUCGAAAGCGGGAAGGCGAGGGGGGGGUAUCAGGGACGGGUGUUUCAGGUGCCGGAGAGUGGGCAUUUGUUGGGGCAGCAUUAUCUCGACCGGUUGUUUCCUCUGAAUCGGAAGAUGAGGGAAGUGGUGUUUGAGGAGGGGGGGGUGUGGGAUAUGCAUGUGCAUCUUGGGGAUGACGAGGGAGAUCCAGCGCAUCCGGAGAAGUUUGUUAGGGUGUCGGAUGCGAGGUAUCCGUUUACGUCUUUUGAGAUCCCGGGGAAGAAUGGGGGGACGUCGUUGCAUCCGCCGUCUACGCCGAUAGCGUCGUCUUCGAAUGGGGAGUUGGCGGUGGAGACCGAUGCAGACGAGAUCUCAAAAGCGCCGAGGGAGACGACUGGAUUGAAGGUGAAAGAUCUGAGUCGGUUGUAUAUGUACGUCAAUGGAGGAAGCCCACCGGAUUCGCCUGUUGAGUCGAGGCGAUCGGUUACUUUCUAGUUCUGGGAAUAGGGAUUCUGGGGAUGGAGACUUGCAUGGAGAAUCGAGGAGGAUGCUUGCAGCGGCUAUUAGUGGUACCAAUUUAGAUUUACACUGCGGGCUAUCGUAUUUGCAGCGGCAAUCGCUCGACGACUGCACUUCUGCAGUCGUCGAGCGGUUGUCUCGGAUGGCAUGCAAACAAAGGUUGUCAACGGUGGGCGUUUAUGGCUAAAUGCAAUUACAUAUUUCCAAC